This is a messenger RNA of Bursaphelenchus xylophilus (pine wood nematode), 2406 nucleotides long. NCBI's taxonomy places the organism in Eukaryota, Metazoa, Nematoda, Chromadorea, Rhabditida, Aphelenchoididae. The record is from the annotation of a GenBank genome assembly.
AUGGAGAUUGAAUACGACCUGGAAAGUGGGCUUGGAAUUUCGAUUUUUAAGCUGGUUAUUGGCCUUCUCGCCAUCUCUGGGAACCUGUUGAUUGUGUCGAUUUUUAUCAAAUUUCCGGCUUUUCGAAAGGUCCAAAGCAAUGUCCUCAUAUCGCUGCUAGCGGCGAGCAGUAUGGUGGUCGGUAAGAUUUGAGGAAAUUACGUUAAAAGUGGUCAUGUUUUGACGCGCGGAUUUUUUUUUGAAACUUUACGCUAGGGUUAGAGAUAAGAUCGUGGAUAUUGGGCCGUUUUCGGUCGAAAUCCUUGAAAAAUUUGUGUCGAAAAUGUCCACAACUUGACGAUCUUAUCUAUUAGAAUAUUUCUACAAAAAAUUAAAAUUUUUUCUUCUGAACUCGAGCUUCGAGAACUUUCUUGAUCAGCUGGACCUACAAAAAACUUAUACAAUGGGGGGCCUGAUCCAAUGGCAAAAAACGUGUCAUUUUGCAUCCGGGAAGUGUCAAAAAUGUGGCAAAAUGCCUCCCUCUCCAAGUGAAAAAAUUUCGUUUUGAAGGGCGCGCCCUUUUUCCCCACGAAAAGAGCGAGCGCGCUUCUGAAAUCUGAGUUUUUUUCACUUUGGAGAGGGAGGCAUUUUGCCACAUUUUUUGAUACUUCCCGGAUGCAAAAUGGCAUGUUCUUUGCGACUGGAUCGGGUCCCCCAAUGUAAUCCUUUGAGAAUACAAGCCUGAAGUUUGCAUUAACCCUUCAGCUCUACCCCUCUCGGACUUUCAUAAAAUAUUAUAAUUUCCAGGUUAUGGAAUAGUAAUCCGUGCCAUUCACACCAUCUUUUUCUACGAUCCCCAACAUUGUAAUCGAGCUGUUUGUCUCUACAUUGGCCAGCCCCAAGUGAUUGGGCUGAUCUUCGACCAGCUGCUUUUACUGGCCCUGGCGUUGGAUCGGUAUUCGGCGGUUCGUUGGCCUUGCUCCUACCUACAAAUCAAUAUAAAAUUUCGAGUAACUGUAAUCCUAAUAUUCUGCACACUGUUGAGUAUUUUCUUCUUUAUCUUGGCUGUUCAAGGGCUGACUGACGAGCCUUGCAAACAGUGCACGAUUGGCGCCACAACAACACAUUUGUAUCACGCGAUUUGGCUGGGGAUCGGGGCAUUGAAUGCGGUCUUGGUGAUCGGUAAGAUGGCUCAAAGUUGUGGCAAAUAACAGAGUUAAAAAAUGAAAAUUUUUGUAACAGUGAUGACUAAAAAUUUCAGGGCUCUACAUCAAGGCAGUGAAGCUAUUGAAUGCUCAGUUAAGCUCAAAAUGUGCAAAGCAUUUCCACACAAUUCGGGUUCAUCAGCACGCCUUCAUCUCCAUAUCACUCGUGGUCCUCUGUUACGUCCUGUUUUGGUGCAUUCCGGUCUUCUGUUCGAUUCUGGCUUAUGUAAGUUUUGAACGAAUCUUGCAAAAAUACGCGACAUUAUGAAUAAGUUUUGGGAACAGUUGAACUCCAGCGUAAGCGAAAAGCUAGCGUAAGCGAAAAUUUUAACAAAAAUGAUCCCUCGGGGCAAAAAAAUAAGCCAAAAUUUCCUCGAUCAAAAAUGGAUUGUACUCAGCUGCAGCUGACACGGGAAGCACCCCAAGUGCGACGCUCAGAUUUUGAUGAAAUCUGGCACAAAUUUAGAAUAAUCUUUUCUAGGAUAUAUGCGAGAAUCCUAGCUCGCUGUUUGCAGAAACAACCGAGAUUUUUAGAUUGAAAGUGGGCGAAAGCUUGACACUUUUUGUGAGUAUAAAUUUAGAGCAAAAUUGCAUUAUAAUUUGUCUCCCUUUUGACUUUUGUAGGCAGCUUCUUAACUUCAAUAUUUGCAAAGACAGGGCCAAUUUAAUUUAAUAUUUUUCUUCCUACCGUCUCCCUUCAUUCUCAACUGGAGUUUCCUCACGAAAAAUACAGUCCUAUACGGAAAAAAUUAGGUUUCUUCCGUUCUAAAUUUUCUUGUAGCAUGUCUUCCCCCAACUCUUGAAUUAUUUAGCAAAAUCUUUGGUCUCCAAAGACCGUUGCAAAACUAGGCCACAUUUCCGCAGCUCGACACAGUAUUUUGAGCUCUUAAUUUUUGGACUAACAUAAGUAGAUUACGCAUAAAAAAUUGAAAGUCUUUCAAAACAGCACGUUGAACAUUCCCUUUCGAAUUGACCCUCCGUUUUGCUCUCAGCACAUUUAUUCUUACAUUUUCAGCUCGGCGACGCCAGCGAAACCAUCCGAGGCUACAUGUCGAUAACAUUCGGGCUCGGCGAAGGCCUCAACUCCUCGUUAACUGUUGUGAUUUACCUCGUAAAGCACCGAGAAGUCAGACAGUGUGUUAAAAAGAUGUUGAACAUCCCGGACAAGGUUCAACCAACUUUCGACACUGGCAAUCGGAAAAGUCAGGUCUCAACGCAUUGA